Molecule: messenger RNA, 924 nt
Organism: Coccidioides immitis RS
Lineage: Eukaryota; Fungi; Ascomycota; Eurotiomycetes; Onygenales; Onygenaceae
Exons: 2
Coding region: 1-924 (307 amino acids)
Source: RefSeq, a predicted model, not a curated record
AUGCCCGUGUGUAAGGAGAAGCUGGCUCUGAGCCUCCAUGCCACUGUCAACCCUACAACCAGCAGGUCUUCCAAUGGGUCUACUUACCAGAAACUCCCGAACAAGAUCAACACCUGUGACACCAACCAUGCAGAUAUCAUGGCAUUCUUGGACUGGGUGGACUUCCCAAAACGAACACCUCUUCCCAAUUCACCUCCGUCAACCCCCUUGAAUCAGUUUGUACGAAUGAUUGCCGACACCAACCUCAAUAUCAAAACUGAUCGCGCCACGAUUGUGCGUGGAAUUCGGCAAUUCUCUGUACUCUGGCUCCCGAUUGGGAGGAUUGGAGGCAGUAGGUUCCUCCGCAUUGUCCCAUGCAUCUAUGGCUUGCGUCCGGAGGUACCACCUCUUCUUGAUUUUGACGACAUCUUCCCGCAGUCAGUCCUUGGCGUAGAUGACAACAUCCGACCAGGCACAGCUUUCCAUAGCUGUGGCGAAAAGUUGCCUGGUGGAAAAGCUAACUUGAGUGGACCAGGUGAUCUCGACGCUGGUGGAUUCAACUGCUUCCAGCUCGAAAUUUUGCAAUCUUUGGGAGGUGAAAUUGAUAAACCGCUCUCGUAUGAAGAUGCUGACGAAGGAGAAUGGUGUUCUACUAGGUUCUACGCCGUUGUCAGAUUCGGCCCAGAUGGUCUUGAGAGAGGUAUUUACGCUAUUUUGAAUUGCUUUCGCCCUGAUGAUGAAGAUAGUGAACAUGACUUCACGCCUGAUCAUGGACAUACCUGCUGCGAUUAUCUCCUAGUUAGCGGCCGGUUCGCAUCUAAGCGAUUUUCGCUAGCCGAACUCCCUGAUAACAUCCAGGACCUCGGUUUUUCAAAGGCUUUCGAGCUCAAGUUGUGCGGCACCGUGUCGAUGUCGUUAGGGCGAUCCAGAUUGCGGAGGGAGUGA